AGUACGCAACGAGUGUUCAACGCGCGCAGAGUGAAGCCCUCAGUGAGAAAUUUCUUUUCUGGUGAAUAAAAACAAAGCGAAGCACUGACUUCCUCCGCUCGAUAGUUAAAUUUCUACCUCACUCCAUCAUUUCUACGCCUUGGCGAUGGACGUGGCUAGUUGACUGUCGUGAAAGUGUACUUGCAAACAAGAAAUACAUAAUUAAAAAGUGAAGGACCAUAAAAAAUCCCCAGGGAGAGACCAACUUCAGAAACUGUUUCCCAGUAAAUAAUGCGGAGCGCCUCGAGAGAUCUUAAUUGAAUAAUCGCAGUUGUUACGAGGAAAAAACACAAUGUACGAGGAAAAGAAGAACAAUUCCUGCAUUCUCCCCGUGGGACACGCGAGGAGAAUGCCAUCAGUGGACAUAGAAUUCUCGGAGCUCACCUACACGGUACCAAGUGGAAGGAAAGGCUCGAAAAUGAUUCUGAGAGGAGUCAGUGGACAGUUCAAGUCUGGUGAACUCACGGGGAUUUUAGGACCUUCAGGCGCCGGGAAGUCUACAUUAUUGAACAUUCUAGCUGGUUACAAGUCAACCGGAAUGACAGGAUGCAUAUCCAUCAAUGGAGUCAAGCUAAAUUCGAAGAGAUUCAAGAAGCUGUCUUGUUACAUUAUGCAAGAGGAUCUGUUGCAGCCCAAACUCACUGUCCUGGAGGCUAUGAAUUUUUCUGCUGAUUUGAAAUUAGGACUCCACGUGGAUCGGCAAACUAAGGAUGCUGUCGUGGACGACAUCUUGGAGACUUUGAGACUGACAAAUGCGAGAGACACAGUUACCGAGAGAUUGUCCGGAGGCGAGCGGAAGAGGCUGUCAAUUGCCCUUGAACUCGUCAAUAACCCCCCCGUAAUCUUCUUAGAUGAGCCGACAACAGGCUUGGAUGAUUUAUCAUCGAUACAAUGCAUAGAGCUUCUGCAGAGAGUAGCCAAGAGUGGGAGGACUGUUAUUUGUUCGAUUCACACACCGAGUGCUAGUAUUUUUUCCAAAUUUCAUCAUGUUUAUGUGAUCACUACGGGUCAAUGCGCCUACAGGGGGCCUGCCAAUGGAGUCAUACCAUUUCUCCAUCAGAUGGGGAUUGAUUGUCCCAUUCACUACAAUCCCGCUGAUUUCGUUAUCGAAAUUUCUUCUGGAGAAUACGGAGCUGAAUACGUCGAAAAAAUGGUCUCGGCAGUUGAUAUAAGGUGUCCCAUUACCCCAAUCUCCAGAUCUCCAAAAUGUGAACUCGAAAUUGAGGAAACAAGUAUUACAAUACCCUGGUGGGAUCAAUUCUACAUCUUAUUACGAAGAAUGAUGCUGCAAUUUUACCGAGAUCGAAAUUACGUAUUUUUGAAAAUAUCAUUGCACAUUUUCCUGGGCUUCGUAAUCGGUGGAUUAUUCCUGGGGAUUGGAAAUGACGGGUCAAAAACCCUCUUCAACUUUGGUUUCUGCUUCGCCUGUCUCAUUGUCUUUCUGUUCAUUCCAAUGUUACCAGUGCUGUUACACUUUCCUCUGCAAGUACAACUCGUGAAACGAGAGCAUUUCAACAGAUGGUACAAAAUAAGCCCCUAUUUCUGUGCACUAACAAUAUCCACGAUUCCAGUACAGAUUAUUCUUGCACUGAUCUACCUCUCAAUGGUCUACUUCUUCGUGGGUCAACCGCUGGAGCUCUUCCGAAUAGCAAUGUUCUUCAGCACUUGCAUAGUCUGUGUAUUUAUUGCUGAGACUUUGGGUCUAGCCAUAGGCAGUUCCCUCAGCAUCGUAAAUGGUAUGUUCGUGGGGCCUGUGAUAUCGGUACCUCUGAUGCUGGUGGCGGUGCAGGGAAUGGGCGAGCAAGGGCCACUACCGUUUUAUCGCCUCCUUCCUAUGUACCUCAGCUAUAUACGAUACGGUUUAGAGGCACUUUGCGUCGCUGUCUUCGGAUAUGGGAGGAAGAAACUCCAUUGUCCUCCUGCGGAGAUCUAUUGUCAUUACAGCAUUCCUAAAGAAAUGCUGCGGACUAUGGGAAUGGUGGAGUCCGGAUUUUGGAGUAAUUUCCUCGCCCUCAUCGUCAUCCUCAUAGUCUUCAGGGCGAUCACUUAUUACUUACUGAGGCAGCGUCUCCAGCCCAACAAGACGUUCCAAGCGUUACACCUGAUCGGAAGACUCGUGAAGAGUCAUCUAAGCAUGGAGUGAUAAAAAUUUUGUGAAUUUUAUAUUUAUGACAAAUGAGAAAUUGUACAGACGCAGUUCUAGAAUUUUCACGAUUUUAAUACGGAUAAUUCGAAGAAUGUAUGCUUGCUGAGACGAUCAGCGGGUUUAACCAGUGAGUCAAUUAAUAAUUAUAAAUUAUAUCAUUAAUCUGUUUAGAGUGUUUUUUUCUAGUUGAACUUGAGUCAAACAAAAAUAAAGCAUGACAGAAUAAAUCAAUCAUUGAAAAAAAU
Diachasma alloeum is the source of this 2430-nucleotide messenger RNA. Its product is annotated as ATP-binding cassette sub-family G member 1. The record is from RefSeq and is a predicted model, not a curated record. Gene Ontology annotation, molecular function: ABC-type transporter activity; ATP hydrolysis activity; ATP binding. Lineage: Eukaryota; Metazoa; Arthropoda; Insecta; Hymenoptera; Braconidae. The transcript has 12 exons. The coding region runs from base 332 to 2182 and encodes 616 amino acids. Gene Ontology annotation, cellular component: plasma membrane.